AUGGUUUGGGAUCACUUUACAAGAAUAUCAAAAGGGGAUCCCACUAAACCUAGGGUUGCAUGUAAUUACUGUGGUGCUUCGUAUGCGUGUGAUACAAAGAUCAAUGGUACAAAGUCUAUGAAGCAUCACAUUGAGAAGCAAUGUAAGAAAGGUCCAUUUAAGAAUACGGAUAAGUCCCAGACGACUCUAGGUUGGAAAAUGGAGGGAGGUAGUGGUGGUGGGAGACUUGUGCCCAUUUCAUUUAGUGUUGAGGCUUGCCGACAAGCCUUGACAGAGAUGAUUAUUGUUGAUGAGUUGCCAUUUAGGUUUGUUGAAGGGGAGGGUUUUAGAAAGUUUAUGCUUGUGCAAGAGUUACAGUCAGAAGACUCUUUGGAAAGCAGGUCAGAGGUUGAUAGAUAUCUAGCUGAAAAAUGUGAGGAUGAAGGUGAUAAUUUUGACCUACUAAAUUGGUGGAAGGUGAAUUCAGUUAGAUAUCGCGUACUUUCAAAGGUUGCACGCGAUGUACUUGUAAUACCGGUAUCUACUGUGGCCUCUGAAUCUACAUUCAGCACUGCGGGUCGUGUACUUGACCCUUUCCGAAGUAGUUUAAAUCCGAUGAUGGUUGAGGCUCUCAUAUGUACACAAAAUUGGCUCCGUUCUUCCUCUACUCCAAUAAGCCUUAGGACUUUAAUAGAUGAAGUGGAGGAAUUUGAGAAGCAGAUAGAUAUGGGAGAACUUGUUGGGGAAUUGGCUUAUUCUGCAGAAGGAUCAAAUGAAAUGGCUACCGAGUCUUAA
This is a messenger RNA of Carya illinoinensis, 774 nucleotides long. RefSeq lists its product as uncharacterized. The transcript has 3 exons. Lineage: Eukaryota; Viridiplantae; Streptophyta; Magnoliopsida; Fagales; Juglandaceae. The record is from RefSeq and is a predicted model, not a curated record. Bases 1 to 774 code for a protein of 257 amino acids. Gene Ontology annotation, molecular function: DNA binding; protein dimerization activity.